This is a messenger RNA of Amphiprion ocellaris (clown anemonefish), 3304 nucleotides long. It is a transcript of the gene tox3, whose product is annotated as TOX high mobility group box family member 3. The transcript is spliced from 7 exons. Gene Ontology annotation, biological process: regulation of transcription by RNA polymerase II. Gene Ontology annotation, cellular component: nucleus. Gene Ontology annotation, molecular function: chromatin DNA binding. The coding region runs from base 34 to 1872 and encodes 612 amino acids. NCBI's taxonomy places the organism in Eukaryota, Metazoa, Chordata, Actinopteri, Pomacentridae. The record is from RefSeq and is a predicted model, not a curated record.
AGCUACAGCUGCGCGGCUCCACACACUCUCAGCAUGGAUGUAAGGUUUUAUCCGACCGCUGGUGGGAAUUCUAUUCCAGGAGAUCCACCCAACCUGGAUUUUGCCCACUGUUUGGGCUACUACAACUUCAACAAGUUCCAGAAUAACAACAACUACAUGAACAUGGCCGAGGCGAAUGGUGCCCUGCUCGCCGCUGGGGAUACUUUUCAUACGCCCAGCUUGGGAGACGAGGAGUUUGAGAUUCCUCCCAUUACACCUCCACCUGAGACGGAGUCCGGUCUGGGUCUAUCAGAGGUCGACUCACAGUUCCCACCGAUGCCAGAGCCCCCAGCUCCGCACAGGGGUCCCUUAAUCCCCCAGUUCCCCCCACAGAGCCUGGAUCUGCCCUCGAUUACCAUCUCACGCAACAUGAUGGACCAAGAGGGGGUGUCUGUCAACAAUGGCCAGCCUGUGAAUGUUGGACCGGGCCAUCUACGUCAGUACCCACCCAACCCAGCCAUGGUGAUGAAGUCCAUCAUCAGCAUGAACAGCCCUAAUGGCAUGAUAUCAAGGAAUCAGCUGACCACCAUCAACCAAUCUCAACUCAACGCACAGCUGAGCUUAAACAUGGCGGGACCCAACAUCACCCACACUUCCCCGUCACCACCUGCCAGCAAGUCGGCAACCCCGUCUCCCUCCAGCUCUAUCAACGAAGAUGACCAGGACGACGGCAACAGGGUCAUUGGAGAGAAGCGACCAGCCCCCAUAGAUCCCACAAAGAAACCCAAGACUCCCAAAAAGAAGAAGAAGAAGGAUCCCAAUGAGCCCCAGAAGCCAGUGUCAGCUUACGCUCUGUUCUUCAGAGACACCCAGGCCGCUAUCAAGGGUCAGAAUCCCAACGCCACCUUUGGAGAAGUGUCCAAGAUUGUGGCUUCCAUGUGGGACGGUCUGGGAGAGGAACAGAAGCAGGUUUACAAAAGCAAAACAGAAGCUGCCAAGAAAGAAUAUUUAAAAGCCCUUGCAGCAUACCGUGCUAGUCUGGUUUCCAAGGCUGCAGCGGAAUCGGCUGAGGCCCAGACUAUCCGCUCAGUGCAGCAGACUCUGGCCUCCACCAGCCUGUCUCCUGGCCUGGUGCUGCCAUCACCCCUCAACCAGCACCCCUCCAUGUCAUCAGCUGCCCAGGCCCUCCAACAAGCCCUGCCACGGGCCAUUGCCCCAAAACCCUUGCAGAUGAGACUAGGGGGCAGCCAGAUCGUGACCUCGGUUACAGUUUCCCACCAGAACAUGUCCUCCGGGAUGCCACCACAGCUGCUCGGCCAGAUGGGUGCCGGAGGGGCCAUGGUGGCGGGUGCCCAGUCCACAGCGGUGUCUCAGAUGAGCCCACCCAUGCAACCGGUGCAACAGCAUGCGAUGCAGCAGCUCCAGCAGCAGCAGCAGCAGCAGCAGAUGCAGCAGCACCUCCAGCAUCAUCAGAUGCAGCAGCAGCAGAUGCAUCACCAGCAGAUCCAGCAGCAGAUGCAGCAUCAGCAUUUCCAGCACCACCUCCAGCAACAGCUGCAGCAGCACCACAUGCAGCAGCAGCAACAGCAGCAGCAGCAGCAGCAGCAACAACAACAGCAACAACAGCAGCAGAUGCAACUGCAGCAUAUGCAGAUGCAGCAUCAGCUGCAUCAACAGCAGAUUCAACAUCUCCAGCAGCAGCAGCAACAACAGCAGCAGCAGCAGCAGCAGCAUCAGUCCCAGUGUUCCCCACCCCAGCAUUCUCCUGGUACACCCCAUUCAGUGGGAGGCUCUGCUUCACUUGGCAGCCCCCAGCCAGCCCCGCAGCAGCAACCACACCCCUCCCAAAUCCAGGCCCAUGCCCAGGUCCUGUCCCAGGUCAGCAUUUACUGAGCCAAAUGGAAAUCCUAUCUCAAAGAACAGGAAUAGAAUAAAAGCAUCAUUCCACGUUGCUUUUCUAAGUUGCACUUAAGAAGUGUUUAAGAUUUAGAAUGUUAUACAAAGAACUUGUCCAUUGUUAUAGACAGAUAUGCACAUGCGUGUACAGGAGGUAAACAUGUUAGCUGGGUUUUUGUCUAUAAAAUAGGCUGAGCUAUGACAGAAGCCUGUUAUGGUGAGCACCCAGUGAUUGUUUGUUUGUUUGUGAGGUCUUUCAGUUGUCAAUUUAAACUGACUGGACACACAGUAUGUUGAAAGAUGUGUAUCUUUCACUGUUUUAUUUAACAAUAAAGCUUUAUUUAUGAGGCCAGAAUUGGACAGUGUAAGGACAUUCUGAAUGCGUUUCAGCAAAAGGAUUUUUAUCAGCUCUGGCCUGGACUGAAUGACUCACAGGAUCCUUGCUGGAAACCAGUAACCCACACAUCAGUCUUUGUUCCCACACUGGCCAGUAUAUAGCAGACUUUCUUUACUCCAACCUUUCUCUUUCACCCAUCCUUCUCGCAGAUGUAACUGUUCAAAUCAUCACACAUUGGAGGCUCAGUGAUAUUUGAACCUACAUUUAUAAACCGUGUUACAAAUACAGACAAUGUCUUUGAUGAGGGGAACUGAUAAUAAAAGGUUUUGGGAUGCAGAUGAGUGGAUGAACGACUGAACAGACAGAGACAGAAACUGCCAUAAAUCAUUUACGUCACCAUAUCAUCAAACUGUAGCUGUAAUCUGCUGUACAUGUUUUGUAGAGCGGGGAGAGACGAGACCUCCUUUACCCAGUAAGAUAAUUUGCCCAAAAGCGUGUAACUGGCAGCACUCCCCCCAAAAAUUCUUCUUUAAUCUAUUUGUUUUUACUUCAGAUGUUUAACAAUUAAAUUAUGUUUUUAUUUUGUGUAACAAAGGGGAUAUUUUAUGGUAAAUACAAAUUUCUGGAUCAAGGCAGAUGGUUUGGGGAUUGAUGUAUUUUUACUCUGCUCCUUGAUACUGUCAUUGUUUUAAAAAAAAAGGAAAAAAGAAAACUAGCAGAGCCAGUUUGUUGCACUGCCAAAGCCAACUAAAAAGGCAUCGGAGGUAUUUUUGCCAGCUGUACAGAAGUCCCUGAAAAAAAAAACGAAAAUGUUGUACAUUUUUCAUAUCACCUGUUGUAAAGUUUUAAUAUGUGAGGCUUUAAUUAAAACAUUGUUAAACGACCUGUGGAUUGCUAUAUCACAUAGUGCAUUUCUGCUCUUUUAUACUUUUUUAUGAGUUACAAUAGCAGCGAUUAAUUUUGUUUGUAUUUUGCUUACAGACCAAUUGCAUUUGAAAAACUGUCCAUAGAAUAAAUGCAUAUUGGUAUGGAGUUCUUGAAAAGUUGUUUUCAGCUCACGAUAGAAAAAGUAAUUUAAUGUUGGAGUUUUUG